Messenger RNA from Helianthus annuus (common sunflower), 1137 nucleotides. Its product is annotated as ADP-ribosylation factor GTPase-activating protein AGD12. The transcript has 8 exons. Gene Ontology annotation, molecular function: phospholipid binding; GTPase activator activity. Bases 1 to 978 code for a protein of 325 amino acids. The record is from RefSeq and is a predicted model, not a curated record. NCBI's taxonomy places the organism in Eukaryota, Viridiplantae, Streptophyta, Magnoliopsida, Asterales, Asteraceae.
AUGGCCACCACUAGAGCACUAGUGAUGAUUCGAACAGGUAAGAAAAAAUUAAAAGAUCUACUGCAGCAAAGUGAUAAUCGUACUUGUGCUGAUUGUGGUGCGCACGACCCUAAAUGGGCGUCACCCACCAUUGGAGUGUUUAUAUGCUUGAAAUGCUGUGGUGGGCACAGACUUCUUGGUCCAAAUAUUUCAAAGGUUUUAUCAGUGACAAUUGAUGAGUGGACCGAUGAAGAAAUCGAUGCCAUGAUCGAAGUUGGAGGAAAUAGUUCUGCAAAUGCAAUAUAUGAAGCCCAUGUUCCCGACGGAGUUAAGCCUGGGCCAGAUGCUAGCAGUGAGCAACGUAACAAGUAUAUCAGGUCCAAGUAUGAGCAUCAAGAGUUCUUAAAACCAGGUUUAAAGAUCUCAAAUAGGAGCGUGCCCCAACCGAGUCCACCCAAAGAGAAUAGUUUUCAUGCUCCAAGUUCAAGUUCAAAUCCAACGCCAAAACCUGAAUGCUUGGAUGGAGCUAUUGGACACUUGAAGAUCACAGUUCUUCAAGGCGCAAAUCUAGCUGUCCGCGAUAUGCUUUCAAGUGAUCCUUAUGUUGUUCUUCAACUAGGAGAGCAGAAGGCCCAAACUACCAUCAUGAGGAGCAACUUGAAUCCAAUCUGGAAUGAAGACCUAAUGCUCGCCGUCCCUGAGGACUAUGGGCCCGUUAAAUUGCAAGUGUUUGAUUACGAUAGAUUCUCGGCUGAUGAUAUAAUGGGGGAAGCAGAAAUCGACAUUGCGCCAAUGCUGACAUCAGCAAUGGCAUACGGAGACGCUUCAAUGUUUGGGGACAUGCAGAUAGGUAAGUGGCUGAAAUCACACGACAACGCACUGCUAGAAGACAGCACUGUAAAUAUAGUUGACGGGAAGGUAAAACAAGAGGUUUCACUUCAACUGCAGAAUGUAGAAUCCGGGAUGAUAUAUCUUGAAAUAGAGUGGAUACCCCCUUAACGGUAAGUACUACUACGCGUGUCUGUAUGUGUGUUGUGUGUGUAUAGCUCAUUCGUUAUUUCAUUCAUAUAUUUUAUAUCUAAAAUAAAUGUUCUUGGUUGCAUAAAUAACCAAAAAGAAUGACUUUGUACACCCGUUAAUCGUUAUUUAUGGCAUUCU